Messenger RNA from Pseudonaja textilis, 1460 nucleotides. RefSeq names its product BLOC-1 related complex subunit 8 (gene BORCS8). Gene Ontology annotation, cellular component: BORC complex. The record is from RefSeq and is a predicted model, not a curated record. Lineage: Eukaryota; Metazoa; Chordata; Lepidosauria; Squamata; Elapidae.
CGGAAGUUGCUGCUCGGCUGGAAUUCCGCCCCAGCUCUGCGGUCCGCUUUUUCUCACGCCGGGUCGGGCUCUGUUCGGUAUCAUGGAGGAGGCUGAAAUGCAGCUGAAAGUGAAAAAGGUGACUGACAAGUUUACAGAAAGCAUGUAUGUCCUGGCCAAUGAACCUUCUGUUGCAUUGUAUCGACUUCAAGAACAUGUCAGGCGCUCUCUCCCAGAACUGGCUGAGCACAAAGCUGACAUGCAGAGCUGGGAAGAGCAGAGUCAAGGAGCCAUUUACACCGUGGAAUAUGCCUGCAGUGCCAUCAAGAAUAUGAAGGACAGUAGCAUGUAUUUCAAGAACAUCGAAGGGCUCCUCAGACACGCCAUUGCCGUAAAAGAUCGGUUGAAUUCUGCACGGAGGUAGCUCUGGAGAACCUGAUCUGGGAAAACUUCAUGGCCCUCCCCUCUAUUUAUGGAUGCCAAGAGGAAGCCCCUCCACACACCAACGCAACCAAGACACAUUUAUAUUAACCAGUCUCUCAAGUUUAAUCUUUUUUUUUAACAUUAUUUUUAAUUUAAACAAAGCAUACUACAAGCAAAGAACAUAUGUUAGCAGUACUUAGUUUCCAACACUGCAGGCAAGAUCUUUCUUGUUGUGUCAUCUGGGGUGAGACGGGUAGAGGAAAGAAUACAUGGAAUCCCAUUAUAUCAAGUUAAACAGUUGGAUGGAUGUGCCAGUUCUAUUUGGAAAUCUCAGAUUUUGGACCGAGGACGACUUCUACUUGCAAAACAAAUGUUGUGCCUUCUUACUAGCUGGCUCUUCUUCUCCCAGUUCUACCCGCUCCCAUCUUCUCUUCUCUUUCCCUUUUCACAGAUUCCCAAGUGCUUUUCCUUCUGUUCUCACAGUCAAGGUAGAUUUUUGCCAUCUCCUGCAGGCAAUCUUAAGAUUUAAGAUGACCUCUACCACCCUGCCCUACUCAGGGAAGGUUAAAAGAGACAAACCCUUGAACGCUUCCCCCUGUUUUAUAACCAAUCUAAUUCUAAUUCAGCUCCUCCCAGUUCAAGCUCAAUAAAACUUAAGGCUUAGUUUUUUUCCUGUCGGAUAAAUACAUAUAAUAGAUUUCAGAACGGUGACGAUGUUUUAACUAGGAAUGCAGCCAGUCGCUUGUGCUGCAGGGACCAACCUCACCCCAAGUUGGAUCCUUAGCACACAACUCUUCUCCCGCUGAUUCCAGUGGGUUUCUGGUUCUGUAUGAAGGGAGAGUUUGCCAGACCUUACUUGUGUCUCUGGUCAGAGCCCAGCUAUCUCAAGGACAGCAUCAAGGCCUCCGCCCCGCCCUCCAUCAACUUUUCAUGGUCUCCAGAGCCCCCUCUGACCUCCAAGGGAUGAAAAUCUCUCUCACCCUUUUGAAAGUGGGGAUCACAACACAGCGAAAGCGUAGGAAUCCCCGAAGUUGGAUGAAUGUAAUUAAAAGGAAAAA